GCCAUGGGCCCAGUGAGGGGCAGAACAGGCAGCUGCCUGCAGAGGGUGAUGGGGUUGGGGAAAAGGCUCGUCCCUGCCUGAGCCAAACUAGACCGGGGGUCUCCCGACUCCCAACCUUGUGAUCUUUCCACUCUACUAGUCUUUCAUGCCCUAUCAGUCAUUUCUACCUUAGUAAGAAUGAAUUUAUCAGCUCUUCUGAGAGGAGGAAGGGAGAGAGCAUGAGUUGCUCUAGGCAGCUGAGUUUCCAGGGGAGAGGGCCCUGCAGAGGAGCACUGACCACGAGAUGAGGACGCACAGGGCCCUGCCCACCACCAUCCAGAGGCACUGGGGCCCCUCUUGGUGCCUCCCUCCAGGGACCGGGCUGGAAGGCACAGUAGUGAAGGGAUGGGACAGAGCAGCCAGACUGGCUGAGUUUUGACUCCAGCUCUGUCACUUACAAGUUGUGUGACCCUGGGCAGGUCUCUCAGGACCCGGUUUCAUCUGCAAAAUGGGAAGAAUAAUAAUACUCACCCCGGGGCUGUUGUGAGGACUGAAGGAGGUGAUGAGCACGGGGCUAGCACUGCACUUGGGCCUCAGCGAGGGCUCAGCAGUCACCGCAGCCAUCAGGCCCUCGGUCUCACAGCCGUGCUGGGGCUUCUCGCCCCUCUUCCACUUGCCUUGUUGGACCCAGGUCUCCUGACCCCAGGCAGCUCCUCAUUGGGUCUGCCCUUCCCCCUUCCUCUCUUGAAGGCCUGUCUUCAGGGCUCCUGACCCCAUGUCCAAGGUGGGUCUUUAAAGGGCUAGUGUCCCAACCUGGCCCUGCAGGGGCUUAGCUUGGAGGGGGUAAGAGGCAGUGGUGCAUGGUGACCUGCACAGGUGCAGGCUGCAGACAGGCAGAUUGAGGGCUCAGUGAGGUGCCUGGCCCUCUGGCCCUUGGCCAUCCUCUGCCUCUCUGGCACCAGGGAGCACAAUCUUGGACCAGCUGGCCGGGGCAUUGCCAGAGGUGGCAGUUCCUGGAGCUGCCCCCUGGUGCCCUGUGACAAGGGACAGACUCUGGGGAGCCUGUAAUUGGCCAAGCCGCCCCUUCUCCCAGCUUUGUUUGUAUAGGAUGGCAAAAAUUGUCUGGACUGCUGGCUGGGUCUGGUCCAAACCUCCUGCCGAAUUCCUUUUCUGUGGAGUCACUGUGGGUUGGGGUGGGGGCUGUGGGAGCUCUCCUCGGAGGGCAGGGCUCACUCACCUCCUGGCCUUUUCUGCUGUUGCUCUUGUCUCAGAACAGUAGCUUAGGGAUGGUUCCGAGCUCAGAGAGGUGUUGGCGGAGGGUCAGCAGCACAGCGCAGGCUGUGACUGGAGCCCAGCUGGAGCCAGCAGACCUGGGUCCUCGGCCCACGUCCUUCUCUGUGACCUCUUCCCUGACUGGUCUCCCAGUCCCACUUAUCUCAGAGGGCCUUCCACACUCUGAUAGUUGAGGAUUUUCUAAAGCCAUUGCCUUUUUUAGUCAGCCUGGGAAUGGGGCUGAAACAGAAAGGUGAGGAGGAAAGCAGAAAAAUGCAGGGACAUGGAGAGGUCUCGGUCAUUCAAACACCGAAGCGCUUUCUAUGAGCCUCCCAGUGUGGGAGCCAGCCCGCCAGGAGCCUGGGACUCUGCACUCACGUAGAGCCAGGGGUGAACCCAGCUCUACUCCGCUCUGGCUCUGUGACCUCGGGCUGCUCACUUGACCUCUCUGAGCCUUGGUUUUCUCAUGCAUAAAAUGUGCAUAAUAAUGCACUGUGCUUUGUAGGGUUGUUAGGGGAAUUAAGUAAUAUUUGCAAAGUGCAGGUAUACAGUAAGUGCACAGUCAGCGUUAGCUACUAUGGCUGCAACUGUAUCACAAGAAACACUGGCAGGACUAGAGAUGGUUAUCCUGCCAGUGUCCUGCGGGGAUACAAUUUGUAUCUGCAAAUCUCUGCAGGACUGGCAGGCUGGAAAGAGACCGCUUUUUAUCUGUGCAGCCCCGGGGCGCAGAGCCACAUCAAGAAGUGGAUGAAAGUUAGUAGGGGGAGCAACUUCAUAGCUGAGGAAUGUUAAUUAGUGGACGACACCUCCUGGGGUAGCGAGCUCAUGUCACUGGAGCAUGUAAGCAGAGGCUUGCACACUCAGGGAUUUGGUUUUGGGGACACAAGAUUGUGUGGGGAUUGGACUCAUUGGCAGCUACCUGUGAGAUUCUGAGGUUCUGUGUUUUGGGGCAAUAAGCUCUGCCCCCUCCGUAACUCUGGGACCCCUGCUGCUUGGCCUUCAGGACCCUGACCUACGGAGUGCAUCUCCUUUGCUGGAAGACCUGAGUCCCUGCAGGGAGUAGAGUGGGACAACCAGCUUAUUCCAGGGGAACAUGGGCCGUCUGCCUGUCUACCUGGGCUUGGUGGCAAUAAGCCGCUGGCGUUCGUGACUUCAUUGUGGCCUCCCAAACCUAAUGUCAACUGCUUUACCCCCUUGUCAGUUAAGGAGGCUGUGGCUCUGAAAGGUACAGGAGCUUGCCAGGGUCACACAGGUGGCUAAUGGCAGAGACUGGCUUCAGGCCAGCAGGCCUGGUUUCUAAGCAGAGCAGAGGAGCUGGACCUUGCACGGGCUGAGCAAGCCCUUAGGGCCCUCCGUGUGGCUGGCCAUCUCCUGGUUCAGCCCCCCACAAGGGAACAGCCUGGGUAGAUCUUUUACAGAGGGGGUGAUUCAGGCGGGAGAGGCCUUACCAGGUGCAGCAGGUGUCACGGUGGGUAGGGCAGGCUGUGUGCUUAGACUGUUUCUAACAGGUGGGGGGAAAGCCAGCCCUGAUGGCAGGUUGGAAAAAGGAGGGUGGUGCCAGAAAGCCUGUGGCUGCUUGGCCUGGUCCCAGUGAAGCUGCCGUCUGCAGCUCCUCUGCUCUGGGUGGGCCUCCCUGCUGGCUCCAGUGAGGGGGUCAGCAGGCUCCAGCCCAGGCUACUCUCUGGACCUCAGUUUUCCCAUCUAUAAAAUGGGGUGGUGGUGAAAUAGCACCUCUAUAAAGGCUCUUCCAGCUCUGGGAGUCUAUGAAUUCCGAGCCUCACGACUGGCAGGAUGCCUAGAAAGACUGUCCCCGGAGGCCUCCUCCACAUGUCACGGCCAGUGCUAAUGAGGGCAAGGUGGGAGGAGGGCAGGGUCAGAUUCCUCAAGAACUAAUUAGCUUCCCACAGGAGGGAGGAGAAGGGGGAGCCAGGAGGAAUGUUCUCAGCCACUGACUGAGCUCCUGACCCUGGCCACAAGCUGGUCCAUCCAUCUGUCUGUCGGUUCCUUUGUUCAUUUAUUAUUCAACAAGUAUAAACUGAGCACCAACUGUGUGCCAGCCAGGCACUGGGGCCAGAAAGAGAAAUGGUUGCCUACAGUGAACUUACAGAUUAACAGGGGACUGACCCCAGCCUGAUCCCCAAGCCCCUGCUGAUUCUGUCCUCCCAUAUGGCCAAAAGGGACCUUUUGGGAUGAGCAGACAGCUUGAGCAUGGGCUGUGGACCCCGAGGGAACUUAUUCUGACUCUGGCUUUGCCAUCUGUAGCUGUGUGACCUUGGGUCAGUUACUUAUAGGUCUCUGAACCUCAGUUUCCUCUUCUGCAAAACAUGAGCAAAUAAUGCUUGUCUCAGAGAGUCCUUGUGAGGAUAAGGUGAGAGAAUGCAAUGUUCUAGUGUAGUCACUUCUGAAAUUAGCCCAAUUUAUUACUUUUCUAGUGCUAAAAUAUGUGAAUUUUUAAAUAAAGAUGGGAAGAAAUUCUGGAAGGCUAUAGAAGAAACUAACAACAGGGGUUACCUGAUUGUGGGGUGGAGCAGUCAGGAACGGAGGGAUACUUUUCACUGCAUACCUUUUUAUGUUUUUAUAUUUAGACCAUGUGAACGUAUUACCUGUUCUAAAAAGAGAAAGUGUCAGUGGCAUCUUUUUAUAAAAUCAAAGCAAACUACUGUAAGUUUGAAAGUAUAAAGGGCCCUGAGAAAGGCACAUAGGAAAUGCUAUGGGGGUUCAUUCGUGCAUUUGGUCAUGUCUGCCGAGGGCCCACGGUAGGCCAGGCACUGGGCUGGGGGCCGAGAUCAGAGUGGUAAACAAGUCAAGCAAGGUCAUUGCCCUCUUAGAGCUAUGCUCUAGGUGAGGAGACAGAUGAUAAACAAGGAAAUAUAAAGACCAUUUCAACACGGUGGCGUAUGCUAUGAAGAAAAUAAAACAAGGAGAUGGGAUAGGAGAAGGGAAGGCCCCUCCAGAGAGGUGACAUUCCAGCUGAGACCUGAGCAGCUAGAAGGAGCCAACAUGGAAUGCCACCUGGAAAAGAUUAUUCCAAGCACAGGAAACAGCAAGUACAAAGGCCCUGGGGCAGGAACAUACUUGGCAUGCUCAAGGAACAGAAAGACAGCCGAUGUGGCAGAGCCUAGUGAGAGAGGAGAAGGGUGGUGGAGGCGCUGGGCCGGAGCACUAGCCUCACCGAGAAGGACCUGAAGGAGGCCAAGGCGCGGAGCCAGCAGAUCGCGGCCCAGCUGACCACCCCUCCCAGCUCCAAUUCCCGCGGCGUCCAGCUCUUCAACAGGCGCCGGCAGAGGGUGAACGAGUUCACCUUGGAGAGCCACGGCCAGAGGGGACCGAAGCCCAGCCAGGAGUCCCUCAGAGUGCUCCCUGCAAGCCCCCCAGGCCAUGCCCCAGGGCUCAGCCUGAGUCCCACCUCACCGCCUGAGCCAGGCGCUCCGAGGCACCCCAAUCCCCAGAGCCCCGGCAGAGGGGUCCCUGGCCACAGCAUGGAGGGCUACUCAGAGGAGGCCAGCUUGCUGCGGCACCUGGAGAGGGUGGCCAGCGAGGAGGAGGAGGUGCCACUGGUGGUUUAUCUGAAGGAGAACGCAGCCCUGCUGACGGCCAAUGGGCUCCACCUGUCCCAGAACCGGGAGGCCCAGCAGUCCCCGCCGACCCCACCUGCAGCCGAGGUCCACAGUCCAGCCGCAGAUGUCAACCAAAACCUCUCCUCGCCCAGUGCCACCCUCACCACACCAGCUUCUAACAGCAGCCACAACCUGCCGGCCACCGACGUCAAUCAGAACCCCCCGGCAACUGUCGCCCCGCAGAGCCUGCCUCUUGCUAGCGCCCAACAGAAUUCCCCAGAGGCCCGCCUCCCGGCGAACGGCUCGGUGCCAGAUGCCAAACCCAGCACGCUGUGUGCCGACGGGCAAGCCCAGGGGCCAGGAGCGGAGGUGAGAUCCAGCAGCCUCCUCAUCGACAAGGUGUCAGCUCCACCUCCCGCCACCAGCACCUUCUCCAGGGAAGCCACGCUUAUUCCUGGCGCUGGGGCCCCAGCCCCGGAUUUCAUGUCCAGCUCCCUACUCAUCGACGUCCAGCCCCACGGCCUCAUGGUGUCAGCAGAACAGGAGCUGUCUGGGCGGACAACUGCCACCACGCCCACCAAGGUGUACAGUGAGGUCCACUUCACCCUGGCCAAGCCCCCCUCCGUGGUCAACAGGACGGCCAGGCCUUUCGGGGUCCAGGCGCCAGGGGGCACCAGCCAGAUGGAGCGCAGCCCCAUGAUAGAGAGACGACAUUUUGGGGAGAAGGCCUCGGCUCCUCAGCCCCCCAGCGUGGCAGACAGGAGCCCCCGGCCACAGAGACACAUGAUGUCCCACAGCCCCAUGGUGGAAAGGAGGCUGGUGGGGCAGCGCAGCCCAGCCUCCGAGAGACGCCCUGUGGGGAGCUUCGCCCCGCCCCCCACCUACGCUGAGACUUUGUCCACAGCCCCUCCGGCUUCCCGGGUCCGGUCUCCCCCGUCUUAUUCUGCCCUGUACCCCAGCUCUGACCCCAAGCCUUCUCAUCUGAAGGGCCAGGCGGCCCCUGCCAGCAAGACGGGCAUUCUGGAGGAGUCGAUGGCCCGCCGGGGCAGCCGGAAAGCCAUGUUCACCUUCGUGGAGAAGCCCAAGGUGACCCCCAACCCAGACCUGCUGGAUCUGGUGCAGACGGCCGACGAGAAGCGGAGGCAGAGAGACCAGGGGGAGGUGGGCGUGGAGGAAGAGCCCUUCGCGCUGGGGGCUGAGGCCUCCAACUUCCAGCAGGAGCCAGCACCCCGGGACAGGGCCAGCCCCGCAGCAGCUGAGGAGGCCGUCCCGGAGUGGGCUUCGUGCCUGAAGUCGCCCCGAAUCCAGGCCAAGCCAAAGCCCAAACCCAACCAGAACCUCUCCGAGGCCUCCGGGAAGGGGGCUGAGCUCUACGCCCGCCGCCAGUCGCGGAUGGAGAAAUACGUCAUCGAGUCUUCAGGCCCCACGGAGCUGGCCCGCUGCCCUUCGCCCACCAUGUCCCUGCCUUCAUCCUGGAAAUACUCCACGAACGCCCCCGGGGCCUUCCGAGUGGCCUCCCGAAGCCCAGCUCGGACCCCGCCUGCCUCCCUCUACCACGGGUACCUGCCCGAGAACGGGGUCCUGCGCCCGGAGCCCACCAAGCAGCAGCCGCCGUACCAGCUGCGGCCCUCGCUCUUUGUGCUCUCGCCCAUCAAGGAGCCUGCCAAGGCCUCGCCCAGGGCCACCUCGCCCAGGGCCGCCUCGCCCAGGGCCGCCUCGCCUGCCAAGCCCAGCUCCCUGGACCUGGCGCCCAGCCUGCCCAAGGCGGGCCUCCCUCCCUCGCCUGCCCUGCCUCGGCCCUCCCGCUCCUCCCUGGGCCUCUGCACCUCGCCCGGCCAGGACGGCCUCCAGCCCACUGCCGUGAGCCCUCCCUACAGCGGCGACAUCUCCCCCGUGUCUCCCUCCAGGGCGUGGCCUCCCCGAGCCAAGCAGGCACCCAGGCCCUCCUUCUCUACCCGGAACGCCGGGAUCGAGGCUCAGGACCGCCGGGAGAGCGGGCCCACCUCCCCGCCCUGGACGCCGGGCGCGUCCCGGCCGCCCAGCAGCCUCGACGGCUGGGUGAGCCCGGGGCCGUGGGAGCCGGGCCGCGCGAGCAGCAUGAGCAGCCCCCCGCCGCUGCCGCCGCCGCCGCCCAUGUCCCCGUCGUGGAGCGAGCGCUCCGUGUCCCCGCUGCGACCCGAGACCGAGGCGCGGCCCCCCAGCCGCCAGCUGCAGGCGCUCCUGGCGCGCAACAUCAUCAACGCGGCCCGGCGCAAGAGCGCCUCCCCGCGGCCGGCGGGCGCCGAGAGCCUGCGGCCCUUCUCCCCGCCGACCGCGCCGCCGCCGCCGCCGCCGCCGCCGCGCAUGCGCUCGCCGCAGCCCGCGCGCCCGGGCCCGGCCUCGGCGCCGGGGGCAGCUUUCGCCCCGAUCCCGCGGAGCCCGCUGCCCGCUGGGCCUUCGCCCUGCGCCGGUCCCCAGAGCCCGCUGCCCGUGCCGCCCAGGCCCUUCCUGUACCGCCGCUCGCCCACGGACUCCGACGUCUCCCUCGACUCCGAGGACUCCGGGGCCAAGUCGCCGGGCAUCCUCGGCUAUAACAUCUGCCCCCGCGGCUGGAACGGCAGCCUGCGGCUCAAGCGUGGCAGCCUCCCCGCCGAGGCCUCCUGCACCACCUAAAGCCCCACCCCCACCCCAACCCCUGGAAGGCCGAGCCCGAAGAAGAAGAAGAAGGGUCAUCAGGCUUGGGGAACCCAAGGGGUCUGGCCUCCUUGGACAGCCCCAGAGAUAAGGGAUCGGGGGAGGAGAGCACCGGGCUUGGGGGUGGGUGAGGGACGCAAGCUUGGGUGCUAGCCCUUGCUCUACCUUUCGGUUGAUGUGUGACCUGGGGCAAGACUCUUCCUCAGCCUUCCCAUCUGUUUAAUGUGGCUUCUGCCAAGGCAAUCUCCAAACGUCUGAAUUCCACCCUCCUCCCCCAUCGAUACAUGCACGCACACACACAAACGCGUGCCUUGGAAGAGCUAGGGUGCUGUGUAUAUGGGCCCCUAGACUUGUCACAUCCACGGUUCCAUACCCCUCCCUCCCCUCCUGGCUCUGCAAGUGAGAUGUGUUCAGAACAUCCUAGGCCUGUGUCCACGGCCAGGCCCUGGCUUGACCAUCCGGCUCCCUGGCACCAAGUCCCAGGCAGGAGCAGCUGUUUUCCAUCUCUUCCUAGAGAAGCUCUAUUUUUACCACGGUGACCUUUAGUGAGGUCUCCCAGGCCAGCUCAAGGUGCCCCGCUGGCCCUCUGAAGAGAAGAGGCAGGAAGAUGUUCCCCUGGCCUUUGUCAUGCUAUCUUCUCCAACCCAGCCCAGGCCAACCUCGGGAUCUUAUCUGCAUCAGGGAAGACAGCUAUAAGAUAAUGAUUUCCCCCAGGCCCAGGACUUGGGCCUCCAGCCCCUCUGUCCCUUUUGGGCCCAUUCAUGGCAGGUUCUGGGCUCAAAGCUGAGCUGGAGAGAGAAGAAGAGAGAUGCAGCUCUGAUUGUCCUCACUUUGUGGCUGCCUAUUUGACAGAGGGAAGCAAAGAGUUCCUUGUUAUGGGAAGUAUACAAGCUGUGGCCAGGAUGCCUAGAGGAGGUUCUAGCAGGGAUGGGGCAGGCUCAGAGGACCUCUGAGUCCUGAAUUGCAUUCCAUCGUGUUAGGAAGUGGGGGGAGGUGGUGGAAGAAGAUUGGCGGGACAUGAAUUCUGGGGCAGUUGGGCUUGGGUGGUUGGGUGAGGGGUUAGGCCAGGGUCUGCCUGUGUUUCUGGCCUCCUAGGACGUACCCUCUCUUCAGUUUCAGGUCCCAGCCCCGGUGUCCAUAUCAUGCCCAGAAGAGUGCACACUGUCCCUCCCCAUUUCUUUCCCACUGCACUCUGGCCUAGCUAGUGCCUGCUGCCCAGUGACCUUGGGGAGCCUGGCUGCAAGCCCUCGCCUGUCCCUUAAACUUUGGUGGCUCUGAUUCCAUUCCCCAGGAGGGACACAGAGAGGAAUGUGUCUGAGUUCUGUAGUUUCCGAAGGUAGCUGGUAGUGCCUUCUAGAGGUUCAGAAUAUCAGCUUCAGGACACUCUAGGGAGCUGGAAUUGGUCGAGGAUCAAAGGUACGUAGGUGAAAGGAUACCAGGAUGUUCUAAAGGUGAGGGACAGAGUGUGACUUGGGGACUUACCCAACCAUCAGGGUGAUGUUCGAUCUGGAACCCCCAGGUGAGGCUGGGGAAAGUUAGGGUCAGGAUGAAAGGUAGUCAGGUCUGGGUGGGGUGUUUUGGAAUAGUGGUGUGAUCCCAGAAGGUUCCUAGGGUCUAAGGAAUGGGGACAUGGCUCAUGUUGGUGGGAAGAUGAGAGGGUGCUCCUGCUCAGUUAAUGAUGAGUGACCACAUUUCCCGAAGCCCCCGCAUACUGCAGGGUCCCUUAUAGCACAGGAGAUGGGGACUAAGGGCUCCCCAGCAGAGAAGAGCCCCAUGAGGCCUCUCUGGCUGCUGCAGUGGCAUAGAGGAUCCGCUUCUACCUGCAUGUCCCCAAGGGCCAGCAGGGGGCAGCCUUGCAAAGUUGCAGCUCCUAAACCAGUCUCAGCUGUUCUCUUAUUGUCGCUGCCCUCUCCCACUCCUCUCCUUUGACCCACUAGAGCUUGCCUGUGUCCUGCGUCUUGCCUCCUGUAGAAUUCAGCCCUGGCCCUCAAUAAAUGCUUCCUGCACUCUUGUG
Messenger RNA from Microcebus murinus (gray mouse lemur), 9495 nucleotides. The record is from RefSeq and is a predicted model, not a curated record. Lineage: Eukaryota; Metazoa; Chordata; Mammalia; Primates; Cheirogaleidae.